This is a messenger RNA of Westerdykella ornata, 3254 nucleotides long. RefSeq lists its product as uncharacterized. NCBI's taxonomy places the organism in Eukaryota, Fungi, Ascomycota, Dothideomycetes, Pleosporales, Sporormiaceae. The coding region runs from base 166 to 2949 and encodes 927 amino acids. Gene Ontology annotation, cellular component: cytoplasm. Gene Ontology annotation, molecular function: glycerophospholipase activity; metal ion binding. The record is from RefSeq and is a predicted model, not a curated record. The transcript is spliced from 3 exons.
CAGCCACGAGUCUCACAACACUGUUGCCUCAACACCAAGACAGCCUAUAUUUAACCAUCUUCGUGGCUAAUCGACUUCUGCCAUGGAGACUCUCAAAAGAUCUUUUGCGAACGAUGUACGGUGAUCCCAUGCCAGCCCUCAAGGAUUGACUACGACCCAACUACCAUGACGACUCCCGCCAACCGUUACAUUCGCGAGGUCCUACAUUCUGUAGAGGCGCCACCGGCAAUACCAGUCCGUUAUUUCUAUACAUCGCCGCUCGCGAUCGAUGACCCCUUGUCACCUCUCCCGCCUCCAGCGACUGCAGCCUCAUCGGCACGUAGGCAUCCACCGCGACCGUUCUCCGAAUAUGACAACGAUGCCAUCGAGAAGUCGUGGCUGGAGUUGCGCAAGAAGAUUCUGAAACACAAUGAGGAGGUUGGGGAAAAGGCAUCGUCUACCGGAACUCCGCCUGACGUCUUCGACCCGGCGAUCGCGCGUUUGAAGAGAAAGCGAGGAGAGUCAGCAUCUGGCAAAGAUAUCCCUGGAGCUACACAAGUCAGAGAUAUAACUCCAACCGGGUCUGUCGGUAAAGGAGGAGAGUAUUCUCGAUCAGCCGAAGUCCUGCGUGACAGCCGCUUCAGUUCCGGUGCAAGGUUACAAGGCAGCUGCUCGUCCCCGUUGCGGCGUCGGGAAGAUUCUGUGGAGCGAUCGCCAGUGAUGUCUCCUACCAUCACCGGUACACCAUUCAUUCGGGCGCCUUCCCGUAGGGAUGUAAAUUAUGCACGGAGGGAUGGAUCGAUCGAUGCUACCAGACGGCCAACUACGCACGAGACGGAUAGCUAUAAUUGGGAUGAUGAUACAGGAUCUGCGUCACAUUUCCAUAAAGACAAGGGGUCGUCUCGCCCAGCUUCAAUCCCUAAGACAUUCCUCUCUGUUAAGGUGCCCGUGGGAGUCUCCCGACUGCAUCAUGUUGUAAUGGACGCUCAGUCGUUUCGCAUGGAACCGAUAUACUGGUCUCCUGUCAAUGACAUUGCGGAAGUUGUGCGCGGGUCAUGGUUCUAUAAGGACACGAUGCUCCCUGUAGAAGUACAUGUUGCCAACAUGCUUGAGGUCGGAUAUCUGGAUCUACAGCCUUGGACACAGACAUGGAAAGACGAGUUGGACAGCGCGGUUGAGGCUGGUGCGGCGGGAGAGAUGAAGAUUCUUCACAAGCUGUGGCCGCAAAAGUCCAAAAAGAAACCCGAGAGCCGACCAGUUUCUUCAGCACAGAUGCAGACGGGGCUGGUCCAAAACACGCUACCUGAGGAAGAAGUUGAUCCAGAGACAGAGCGCCGAGAAAUUGUGGAAAAUGCCUGCGACCUUAUUGAUAUCUCUACCGGGCCUGAUGGGCCCGACAACAAAGCGUCUGGGGACAGAAAUUACAGUCACGAUGGGCGGAAGAGGCUUUACCGUGACGCUGGCGUUAUCUAUGCAAAUGAAAAGGAGGCCUACCUGCUUCGGCCGUCUUUACAACCUUCGGAUUACUACGGCCGAAGGCCGCUGGCUAACUACAUCCGUAAAGGGAGGUCAAUAGGAAUCCGCGUGGUGAGAGGUUUUGACCAAGCCUUGUGGGAUGAAUUACAUCCGAGCAAGAAGACGACCACCGCAAUGAAAGCCAGGGAAGGUGUUUCUUCCGCCCAAGCAGGGAUACCACCACAGUCACGUCAAAAGCUGGAUCUCGAGCUGGCUUUGUCUGAGCGACCGCAAGUCACUGAUCUCGUACUGGUUAUUCAUGGUAUCGGCCAGAAGCUAUCGGAACGAAUCGAGACCUUUCAUUUCACCCAUGCAAUCAACGCCUUCAGACGCGAUGUUAACGUCGAGCUCGGUGCUGCCGACGUCAAACGCCAUCUCCGACAAGAUGCAGGGGGCAUUAUGGUCCUCCCGGUUAACUGGCGUCAACGCGUAAGCUUAGAAGACGAAGCUAGCGGUCUCGAAGCAGAGGAGGAUCCUUCUAUCAAUCAAUUCACACUAAAAGAUAUCACUCCCGACAGUUUACCGUCUGUACGUGGCAUCAUUAGUGAUGUCAUGUUGGAUGUUCCAUACUAUCUAUCACCGACCCACAACAGGAAAAUGGUCGCAGCGUGUAUCAAUGAAGCCAACCGCAUCUACCGGCUAUGGUGUCUCAACAACCCAGGCUUUUCCAAUUGGGGACGUGUCCACCUCAUAGCCCAUAGCCUUGGUUCAGUUAUGGCAGUAGAUAUACUCAGUCAACAGCCAAGCUAUGUCCCGCCUCAUUUUGGAGAGCCAUCAUAUCCAGAAGAAGAUAUACCACGCGACCAUUUCAUCUUCAACACUACCAAUCUCUUCGUCUGUGGCAGUCCAGUAGGGUUCUUUCUUCUGCUCAAGAAAGCCGCUCUCCUUCCCAGACGCGACAGAGAAAAACCAGGAGCGGACUCGUACGCCACACCCGGCGUAGCUGGCGAGCAAGGAACAUACGGAUGCAUCCCUGUCGACAACGUUUACAACAUCAUUAACCCGUAUGACCCCGUAGCGUACCGCCUCAACGCCGCUGUUGAUGUCUCAUACUCCGAGUCGUUGAAGCAUGCCAUCAUACCCAGUGCUAACGGCUCCUGGCUUGCUUUUUCGAACCCCUUUCGCAAAGCCGACACAGUACAUGCGUCCCAUCCCAGAGCCUCUGUCGCACGCUUGCCUUCGAAUGUCGAACUCGAAACGCAUGAUUUCACGAGAGAAGAGAUUGCGGAGAAGAGGGCCUAUCUGCUCAAUGAUAAUGGUCAGAUCGACUACUUUCUCAAAUAUGGCGGCGGGCCGCUGGAGAUCCAAUAUCUUACUAUGCUGGGAGCGCAUAGCAGUUAUUGGGUAAGCAGAGACUUUGUUAGAAUGAUUGUAGUUGAAGUGGGGCGGGCGCCUGGGAAGGCAGGGACGGUGUUGGCUAUGAGGGCGCAGAAGAAGAAGGCCGCAGUUAUGUAGGGGGGAGGGGAGUUGUGUUUUCUGAGGCAUCAGUGGGCAUACUAUCGCAACGUACAAUCGGGAAUAGAAUGCGAUACUAUAUUCCACGACGCAGCUGGGGUGCCUGGAUUUGCCAUUGAUAGAACGAGGCAUUGUCGCAUAAUGCUCGGUAUAGAGUCGUGUUUUGGAUGUUUUAUCGUCUUUUUCGUACAUCCUUCCCGCAGAAAUUCAACAAGAAUUUAUGCCUCAAAAUGCGCAUGCACAAGUAGCAGUUUGUUCCUGCUACACUAGGACUCCGCUGUAAAUAAUACCAAUCGACAUCCGGU